Molecule: messenger RNA, 1728 nt
Organism: Pseudozyma hubeiensis SY62
Lineage: Eukaryota; Fungi; Basidiomycota; Ustilaginomycetes; Ustilaginales; Ustilaginaceae
Product: potential mitochondrial NADH dehydrogenase
Exons: 1
Coding region: 1-1728 (575 amino acids)
Molecular function (GO): NADH dehydrogenase activity
Source: RefSeq, a predicted model, not a curated record
AUGGCCUCGUCCUCAUUGGUGCUUCGAGCUUCGAGGCUCGCUGCGCCGUCCACGAGUGCAGCUGCGGCCCCUGCGGCCCCCUCCUCGACGCUCAUGCAGCAGCAACAGACUCGCAAUAUCUUCUGGACCCGCUCGCGCAAGAACGACAAGGCAGCAGCCGUGCUCCAGGCCGCCCAGAACGAUGCGCAACCACAGCUGCCACCCCCAGAUAGCAACGGCAACGGCAAGAAGAAGGGCGGUUUCUUCCGCACCGUUCGACGCACCUUCUACGUGAUCGCGCUCGGUAGUCUCGGAACGUACGCAUACUUUGUCUACCAAGGCCGUCACCCGCCCGAUCAACUCCCGCAGGACCCUACCAAGAAGACCAUCGUCGUCCUCGGCAGCGGCUGGGGAUCCACCUCGCUGCUCAAGAACAUCGACACGGAAGAGUACAACGUCGUUGUGAUCUCGCCGCACAACUACUUCCUCUUCACGCCUCUGCUGCCUUCCGUCACCGUCGGCACACUCGACGGCCGCAGCAUCGUCCAGCCUACCCGUCACACCACUCGUUUCAAGACGCGCGAGGUCAAAGUGUACGAGGCCGAUUGCGAGUACAUCGACCCGGUCAACAAGACGGUCACGUUCGAGGAUUGUAGCGAGAUCAAGGGCUCCGUUUCCAAGGUCACCAUCCCAUACGACUACCUCGUCUACUCGGUCGGCACGGAGAAUCAGACGUUCGGCAUCGAGGGUGUCAAGAAGCAUGCCUGCUUCCUCAAGGAGCUCAACGAUGCCGAAAAGAUCCGCGCCCGCUUGAUCGACUGCGUCGAGAGCGCUGCCAUCAAGGGCCAGUCUGACGAGGAGAUCGACCGUCUGCUGCACAUGGUGGUCGUCGGCGGUGGUCCUACGGGCAUCGAGUAUGCGGCCGAGCUGCGCGACUUUGUCGAGUCGGAUCUGAUCAGAUGGUACCCUGAGGUGGCAAACAAGCUGCGCGUGACGCUCAUCGAGGCUCUGCCCAACAUUCUGCCCAUGUUCUCGCAGACGCUCAUCAAGUACACCGAGUCGACAUUCAAGGAGAACUCGAUCGACAUCCUCACCAAGCACAUGGUCAAGGACGUCGACAAUCGCGACGUGCUGGUCAAGACACCCUCGGGCGAGGAGAAGAAGAUCCCCUACGGUCUGCUCGUGUGGGCUGCCGGAAACACGGCUCGACCUUUGACGCGUCAGCUCAUGGCGUCGCUGCCGGAAGCGCAAAAGAAUCGCCGUGGUCUCGACGUGGACGACCACAUGCGUCUCAAAGGAGCCGAGGACUCGAUCUUUGCGCUCGGCGAUGCCACCGCCACCCAAUUCGCUCCUACCGCCCAGGCCGCCUCACAACAGGGCGCCUACCUUGCGCGCGUCUUCAACCAGCUCGCCCGCCUCAACCUCCUCGAAGGCAAGCUCGAGGAAGCCAAGAAGAACAACGCCGACGCCUCCGAGCUCAGCGGUCUCGAGCGACAGAUCGAAAAAGCCGCCAAGAUCCGCCCCUUCAAGUACUCGCACCAGGGCUCGCUCGCUUACAUUGGCUCCGAGAAGGCCAUCGCCGAUAUCCCCUUGCUCGGCAACAACCAAAUCGCGUCGGGUGGUGUCGUAACCUUCAUGUUCUGGCGCUCGGCGUACAUGUCGAUGCUCUUCUCGCUCCGCAACCGUUCGCUUGUGGCGGCCGACUGGUUCAAGGUCUUCCUCUUCGGUCGUGAUGUGUCGCGAGAGUGA